Messenger RNA from Carassius auratus (goldfish), 1082 nucleotides. RefSeq names its product peptidoglycan recognition protein 5 (gene pglyrp5). Gene Ontology annotation, molecular function: zinc ion binding; N-acetylmuramoyl-L-alanine amidase activity. The record is from RefSeq and is a predicted model, not a curated record. Gene Ontology annotation, biological process: peptidoglycan catabolic process. The transcript has 4 exons. Lineage: Eukaryota; Metazoa; Chordata; Actinopteri; Cypriniformes; Cyprinidae. Bases 510 to 1052 code for a protein of 180 amino acids.
CAAAUGUUUCUCAAACGUUGUAUGAAUUCAUUGUUACAUAAAGCGAUGUCACCCUGUCAGUCCUGAAGUUCUGAUUGCCACCUACCGAAAGCCUCGUGCCUCUGGCUGAAUCACAGUACAAACUAAUUUAUCAACAUGAGAACAAUCACAAGGUUUGACUUUUUCCCAUUGUACUUAGAGAAGUGGUUGUGUAAUUGGACACAGCGUUCAUGCAAGUGACUGCCACAUUUUGUCUUAUGCAACUCUGCCAAGCUGUCACUUCUGUUAUUUCUGCAAUGGUAAAAUAUCGCCUAUUCAUAGUGGCAUUUCCAUUAUGAUCUAUAAAAAGCCCGUGCAAUAGAAUUUCUUCAUAUCUGCCUGCAGGACUCGCGACCUGAAUUUCCGCACGAGACAGGAAAGUACGCGGAAGCUCGACAUGUUUGUCCCUCCCAGUCAUUCAGGGCUAUUAAACUUGUCAGCUUGCAGGUCAUGUCAGCCACAUUCGCCGGGUUUGAGAGAAACGCUGAUCGAUGGACGGACACACACCUGGAGAACCCGUGGAUAUGAACGCAGUGGCUGUGGUGAGUCGACGCGGGUGGAAGGCCCUGGAAGCUCGGGAUAAGACAGAGAUGAAGAAUCCCGCACAGAAGGUGAUCGUUCACCACACAGCGCUCCGGUACUGCGCGCACCCGCGCGACAGUGUCUCUGAGCUCGCGCACAUCCAGCACAUGCACAUGCAAGAGAGGGGCUUCGACGAUAUCGGUUACAAUUUUCUGAUCUCUGGAGACGGGACGGUGUAUGAAGGGCGAGGAUGGGGGAUUGUAGGGGCCCACGCAAAGGAACACAACUUCAGUUCUGUUGGCAUCGCAUUCAUGGGCAACUUCAACGAUGAAUUGCCCAGUUCUGCGUCACUGUCUGCUCUGCUGAGACUGCUGCACAUUGGAGUGCUUCACGGUCAUGUGCAGCCCAAGUUUGAGCUUGUGGGACACAGAGACGUGGCAAAAACUGAGUGUCCGGGGAAAAAUAUAUAUGCUUUACUACCAAAACUAAGAGACCAAUUACAAAAACAGUGACCUCUUUUAUGUGUGUGUGUGUGUGUGUGU